Silurus meridionalis is the source of this 2574-nucleotide messenger RNA. Its product is annotated as ankyrin repeat domain-containing protein SOWAHA-like. Bases 715 to 2175 code for a protein of 486 amino acids. The record is from RefSeq and is a predicted model, not a curated record. The transcript has a single exon. Gene Ontology annotation, molecular function: protein binding. Lineage: Eukaryota; Metazoa; Chordata; Actinopteri; Siluriformes; Siluridae.
UCUCUUCUCUUCUCUUCUCUUCUCUUCUCUUCUCUCAUCAUUGUCCAGUGGAUUCUUGGUCAUUUAUAUCUGAAUAAUGAUUUGAUGCACAUCAUCAUCAUCUGCAUAUUAAAUCAUUUCUCAGGUUUUAUUCUGAAGGAGAAUUUUGGAGCAGCUUUUCUAUUCAGAGAAACAGUGAAAUGCUUCUGCUCCUGUUCUCUCAGGUUCCUGCUGAUCAGAUCAUUUUACUUUAUAAUGAAACAGAAGAACACGCAGCAACACGCAGUGAUGAUCAACAUACCACAUAAACAAACAAAUAAACAAACAAAUAAAUCAAUAAUAUUAUUGUAAUUAUUAGUGGUAUUUGUUAGUAGUAUUGAAGCAGUAAUUGUAUUUGUUUUAGGAUGAAUGUUGUUAUUAAUAAGGUAUUAAUGUCUACUUCCUGUUCAAAAUGUUUCGAAAUGUGAAAUGUUAAAUCCUGACUCCUGAGAGAAAGUAGAGCAGGAGGUGAAAAAGCAGGUGAAGAAGAAGAAGAAGAAGGAGGAGGAGCAGGAGGUGAAGGAGAAGGUGAGAGUGGAGAAGGUGAGGGAACACAAGGUGGAGCAGGAGAUGUCUUUUUUUCGGAUGACGUGUUUGUGGACAUGUUAAAACCGGAAGACAGGUGAGAGCUUCAGGUAGCUUCCGAACAAAAUCAGACGGGAAUCAGCUCUCGAUCCCGCGGUCAGAAAGCCGAACAUGGAGAUCAGUCAGGAGUCCAUUCUGUCCCUGUUGCUGGAGAAAGAAGGGAAAAUGAAGAACUCGGAGCUUUUGGGUGAAUUUAAAGGCGUGUUGAACUGCAGCGAUUCUGCCGAGAAGAAACAGAACAGAGAUCUCUUCAAGAUGAUCAUCAACAACCUGGCAGUGGUGAAAGAGAUAGAAGGAGUGAAAACCAUCGUGCUGAGGAAGAAGUACCAGCAUUUACUGAAACCCAGGGCAGAUGAUGGGAGUGAAGAAAUGGAGGAGGGUGGAGGUGUGGAGACGGAGGGAGAGGAACUAAUCUCCGCAGCAGAGCAGACAGAGAACAGAGAAGUGCGGGAGAAUAAAACAGAUCCUGAGGAGAACAAAUCAGAACAGAAAACUCCCUCAGACAGUGCAGAGUUCUCAGAAAGCUCUCCAGCGCCCUCUUUCAUUCAGAUGGCUUUACAAAGACAAACAUCUACAAACAUCAAGGUAAAGAGGUCCUUAAACUUUACAACUUCUCUCAAACUAGCUCCAGAAGACUCACAGAAGCACAGCGCUCUCAGCGUCACAGAGACAAGCUCACCGAAACGUUACGCCCUGCCGUUACGCAUGCCUCCUGUGAUCAUCACUCCUGCAGUACAUGAACAGAGAGAAAAAAUAGACAUUCCCCCAAACAUAAAUAAUCCAGACAAGGUUCACUUGGCUCCACUGAUCUCCACACCAGGACCUCCAUGCUCCCCUCGAAACAAGAGACACUCAUCUGUGGACAGCGUGGGGAUCAGCUGCUCUCCACAACCACGGAGACAAUGCAAAAGUGCUAAACCUGUGGACGAGCCGAGAUACGACAGCAUAGUUCCUCUGGAAAGCUCUGAACACGAGUGGAUGGUGACGUCUGCGUCAGGGCGUUGGACUUCAGUGUAUGGUUUGCUGCUGAAUGACGCCCAGCUGGCGGAGAAAAGGGAUUUCAUUUCAGGCUUCAUGGCUCUCCACUGGGCAGCUAAGUGUGGAAACCAGGAGAUACUGUGUAAGAUCAUUGACCUGUCCAGGAAGAACGGCAAAGGUGUGGACAUCAACAGCAGGUCCUACGCGGGCUACACGCCGCUACACCUCGCUGCCAUCCAUGGCCAGGAGUACAUCAUAGGCAUCUUAGUGAACGAAUACGGUGCCAACUGUAAUGUCCGAGAUAACUCCGGGAAGAAGCCACACCAUUACCUGGACAAAGCUGCAUCCCAUUCCAUCCGGGAGCUGCUCGGAGGGGUGAAGGUGGUGCAAGCUGAGCCUCAGAAGAACCCAGAGGACACGGACACCCACAAGCACACUCACACCAUCAGCAGACUCUUCCAACCACAAACAAUAGGCUACAAGAAGAAGCCCAAAUCCAGGAGCACCUUCUCAUCUUUGGCUGAAGAUGUGAAAGAGGUCAAGAGUGAGCACUUGAACCCCAAGCACAGGGUUCUGUCUGAUGUAUUCUCCUGAAGUUCUCCACAUGUGGACAUCCAGGCUGUGUGACUGUCACUGCUGUGAUCCAACUGAUUUGAAUACAGUUUUAAUCUGUAAAUAAUUUAUUCCAAAGCAGAUUUUAAUUCAUUUUUAUAUUCAGAAUGAUUCUGGUCUAAGCUGCAGUUUGGUGUGGGUUAGGAAACCGUUCUGUUCCUGGUCUCACUCGUCUUGUGUAGCUAUCUCCACACGAUUUCCAUUUAUUGGAUUCUUUUUUUAUUAUUAUAGAUCUAACAAACUCCUGGUAAAUCUCAUGAGUUGCUUUUUUCUGGGUGUUGAGGCUAAAAAUAGAAAUAUAAAAAUCUAAAUAUGAAUUAUUGCUUGUAUAUUAAAAAUGAUGCUGUUUGUAAUCUAAUUAGUAAAAAUGAAUCACUUCAA